GCAGGGCCCCGCGGCCCGGCCCUACGGAGCGCGGAGAGAGUCCCUCCCGUCUCCCGGCAACGCGUCCCGCCCGUGCGCCAUGGCCCUCGCGGGCCGCCGUAGCGGCGGCGGCGGCGGCGCGGCCGGGCCGGCGGUAAACCAACCUCCAAGAACAGGAGAAGUCUAAAGGCGGCAUCCUCCCCAGAAGGUUUUGUUCUAGGCCUCUGCCCAUCUUAUGUCUGCUCUGGAAGUGGUGCCUGUGAAGAAUGACGUCAAGAGGAGCUGGGACUGCUUUCUCAAGGAAGAAUUACAGGCUGACCACUGAGCCAGAGAAGUCCAAGGUCACAGGGAUUGUGAACAGCAGGCUGCUGAAUGAUUAUCUGCAUCGAGUCUUUACCAGUGCUGAUGGGAACCAGCCUGCAGCUGCUUACAGGAAGCACCUGACGUUCCAGAACCUGCAGGAGCACCUUGAGCGAUUGCUGGCAGAGGAGAAUGGCUCUGAAGACAGCAGAGAUCAGGUAGCAGAGGGCCGCCUCGGUCCCUCCACUGUGGUGCUGGACCACACGAGUGGCUUCGAGGGGCUCCUGCUGGUCGAUGAUGACUUACUUGGGGUGAUCGGCCACAGUAACUUUGGGUCCAUCAGGGCCACAACGUGUGUGUAUAAAGGGAAAUGGAUUUAUGAGGUGCUCAUCUCCUCCCAGGGACUCAUGCAGAUUGGCUGGUGUACUCUCAACUGCAGAUUUAAUCAGGAGGAGGGCGUUGGGGACACGCCAGAUUCGUAUGCCUAUGAUGGGAACAGGGUGCGCAAGUGGAACGUGACUACUACAAACUAUGGCAAAUCCUGGGCAGCAGGAGACAUCGUCAGCUGCCUGAUAGACCUUGAUGAGGGCACCAUUGCUUUCUGCUUGAAUGGCAUAUCUCUGGGAACUGCCUUUGACAACAUCACCAGGGGGGCUGGAAUGGCUUAUUUCCCUGCCAUCAGCCUCUCCUUCAAAGAGUCUGUUGCUUUUAACUUCGGAAGCCGCCCACUCCGUUAUCCAGUGGAAGGUUACCGGCCCUUGCAAGAUCCUCCUGUGGCAGACCUGCUGAAGGCUCGGAAGCUGUUGGGCUACUUGAAGAAUGUGAUCCAUAUUGGAAUAGAUGUGACGGAGGGGAAGCUGGUGGAGAAAGACACAUCCAUGUGGCAGCUGCAGGGAGAACCCACAGUGCUGAUUACAUUAGCUCACAUCUUCAAUUAUUUCUCCCCUCUUAUGUGCAAGGUGUACCUGGUGGAAGAUGUGCUCAUGACCUUCCUGCUGAGCAUCCUUGAGCGAGGAGGGGCAGUGGAGGCCCACCCCCUUAUUCAGCAGCUGCUGGAUCUCAUGUGGCUUCUUAUGGAGGAGUAUGAAGUGCAUGAGUGCCUCAAGCAGCUACUGAUGUCCCUGCUGCGGGCUUACAGGUUCUCCCCCAUCAUCCCAGACCUGGGAUUACAAAUCCACUACCUCCGGCUCACCAUUGCAGUCUUGAAGCAUGAGAAAUCUAGGAAAUACCUACUCAGCAAUGUUCUCUUUGACGUGCUCCGUUCUGUUGUGUUCUUCUACAUCAAGAGCCCGCUGCGUGUGGAGGAGGCGGGCUUGCAGGAGCUCAUCCCCACCACGUGGUGGCCAAACCGCUUCACCAAGGAGGGCAAGGAGAGUAAGGAGGUGAAAGAGGAGAGUGCUGAGGAGAGAUUGAGGCGUCGGGGAUAUGAAAGAGGCUGCCAGCGGCUCAAGAAACGCAUUGAAGUGGUGGAAGGUCUCCAGGUUCAGAUUCUGAAGUUGCUGCUGAACAACAAGGACAGAGGAGGGGGGGAAGCUUCCAGAUACAUCUUCCUAAACAAAUUCCGCAAAUUUCUUCAGGAAAACGCUAGCAACAGAGGGAACUUGACUGUGUUGUGCCCGCCAGAGUACAUGGUGUGCUUCCUGCACCGCCUCAUCGCUGCCCUGCGCUACUUCUGGGAUGGUCACAAAGCAAAGAGCCCAGCUGCCCUCAGCAGUGAAGAGGCCUAUGUCCCUCCUCAACUCUUCUAUAACGGGAAAGUGGAUUAUUUUGACCUUCAGCGGCUUGGAGGUCUUUUGUCUCAUCUUAAGAAGACUCUGAAAGAUGACCUGGCUGCAAAAGCCAACAUCCUGAUUGACCCUGCGGAGCUGCAGGCAGUGACUAUGGAUGAUCUCGAUGAAGAUGAGGAAUCAGCAACAUCAGCAGCACAGUCCCAGCGCCCCUCUGCCGCCCUGGCCAUCGGGGGAGCCCUGGCCAGGCCUGCCUGGCUCAGCUCGCCCACCCUGGGCCGGGCCAACCGGUUCCUGAGCACGGCGGCCGUCAGCCUGAUGAACCCGCGGCGGCCCCUGGGCGCCCUGGAGAAGAUCAAGGUGCUGACGCUGCGCGUGGAGCAGCGCACGAGGGAGGACAUUGAAGGCACCCAUGGAAACGAGGGUCUCUUACUGGGCAGACCCCCAGAAGAGCCAGACCAGCCCAUCACUGAGAACUCCCUCCUGGAAAUCCUGGAUGGGAUAGUGAUGAUGUACAACCUCAGUGUGCACCAGCAGCUUGGGAAGAUGGUUGGCGUGUCAGAUGAUGUGAAUGAAUACGCCAUGGCACUGAAAGACACGGAGGAAAAAAUCAGCCGCUGCCCAAAGAGGAGGAGAGACAUCCAUGAGGAGCUUCUGAAGAGCCAAAAGGUCUUCUCCGAGAAGCUCAACCACCUGAGCCGGCGCCUCGCUUGGAUAAAUGUCACCAUUUAUUCAAAGGAGAAGAUGCAGGAUAUCUACUGGCUGCUGCGAGUGUGCAUCCGCACCAUUGAGCACGGCGACAGGACGGGCUCACUUUUCGCUUUCAUGCCAGAAUUCUACCUCAGCGUGGCUAUGAACAGCUACAGUGCACUCAAGAACUACUUCAGCCCUGUCAACAGCAUGGAGGAGCUUCCAGGCUAUGAGGAGACCCUUAUGCGCCUCGCUGCCAUCCUGGCCAAGCAUUUUGCUGACUCGAGGAUUGUGGGCACAGACAUCCGGGACUCCCUGAUGCAGGCGCUGGCCAGCUACGUCUGCUACCCGCACUCGCUGCGUGCCGUGGAGAGGAUCCCAGAGGAGCAGCGUAUUUCCAUGAUGAAGAACCUCCUGGCUCCCUAUGAGCAGCGACCCUGGGCACAAACCAACUGGAUCCUUGUCAGGCUGUGGCGGGGCUGUGGCUUUGGGUACAGAUACACACGGCUCCCACACCUGCUGAAAACCAAGCCUGAGGAUGCCAGCCUCCCCAGCCUGCAGAAGCCGUGUCCCUCCACCCUGCUGCAGCAGCACAUGGCAGACCUGCUCCGCGGCGACCGCGAGCUGGCCCCCAGCUUCCUCAACAGCGUCCUCAACCAGCUCAACUGGGCCUUCUCCGAGUUCAUUGGCAUGAUUCAGGAGAUCCAGCAGGCAGCAGAGCGCCUGGAGAGGAACUUUGUGGACAGCCGGCAGCUGAAGGUGUGUGCCACGUGCUUUGACCUGUCGGUGAGCCUGCUCAGGGUGCUGGAGAUGACCGUUACGCUGGCGCCAGAGAUCUUCCUCGACUGGACUCGCCCGUCCUCGGAGCUGCUGCUGCGGAGGCUCGCCCAGCUCUUGAACCAGGUGCUGAACCGUGUGACAGCUGAAAGGAACUUGUUUGACAGAGUGGUCAACCUCCGCCUGCCGGGGCUGGAGAGCGUGGACCAUUACCCAAUCCUUGUGGCCGUGACAGGGAUACUGGUCCGGCUCUUGGUGGACACUGAUGUUCAGGGGACGGAGCGCGCCACCGCGGUGCUGCUGGCGGAUCCCUGCUUCCAGCUGCGCUCCAUCCAGUACCUGCUGGGCCACGCCGAGCCCUCGGCCCUGGCAGCAGCUGCCCCGGCCACGGACAAGCGCCACUUCUCCCUGCACACCUACACAGAGUACAUCAGUACUGAGGAGCUGGCAAAGGUGGAGAAGAUGCUGAACCAUCUGAGUGAGGAGUUCAAGCAGGCAGCUGCUACCACAUUGCCCACCAGCGAGGAAGACCUGUGCCCCAUCUGCUACGCACACCCCAUCUCGGCCAUCUUCAGGCCCUGCUCCCACAAGUCAUGCAAAGCCUGCAUCAACCAGCACCUGAUGAACAACAAGGACUGCUUCUUCUGUAAGGCCACCAUCACAGGGGUGGACGACUUCACCAAGCCAGCCAGCUCGUAAAGCCCAGCCCCACAGCACGGGCUCCCCCAGCUGAGCAGGGCAGCCCCCCCUGCCUCACGCUGGCUGCUCCCCAGACGCCCUGCUCAGGCCCUGGGACCCUCACCCAGAGGGUCAGGACCCAGCAUGGGGCAGCAGCGUGGGGCGGGAGGGCCACAGGGUGGGAGGGGCAGUGCCCAGCAGCCCCGUGGGCCGUUCUCAGGGAGGGGAGCCCAAGGCCUCGGCUGGGAACACAGGGCAGCCCCGGGGCCAGGGCAGGGGGGCCGAGCUGGGCGUGUGGGCUGUCAACUUGCCCCUGGCUGAGGGCUGACUUCAUGAAAAGCAGCAUUAAAUUAUUCUUCCUUA
Messenger RNA from Prinia subflava (tawny-flanked prinia), 4514 nucleotides. RefSeq names its product ring finger protein 123 (gene RNF123). Gene Ontology annotation, molecular function: ubiquitin-protein transferase activity; protein binding. The record is from RefSeq and is a predicted model, not a curated record. Gene Ontology annotation, cellular component: cytoplasm. NCBI's taxonomy places the organism in Eukaryota, Metazoa, Chordata, Aves, Passeriformes, Cisticolidae. The transcript is spliced from 39 exons. Bases 246 to 4172 code for a protein of 1308 amino acids.